Molecule: messenger RNA, 858 nt
Organism: Exophiala aquamarina CBS 119918
Lineage: Eukaryota; Fungi; Ascomycota; Eurotiomycetes; Chaetothyriales; Herpotrichiellaceae
Exons: 1
Coding region: 1-858 (285 amino acids)
Source: RefSeq, a predicted model, not a curated record
AUGGCAGUAAGAGCAAUAGUGGUGGGCGGGACGAAUGGCAUCGGCUAUGGGAUGGCCUGUCGUGUCGCCGCCGAAAUCAAACCCGCAACUGUUAUCAUUAGUGGACGUACAAAGCCUCAGAAUAUCCCGCAUGCUAAUAUAGAAUUCCGCCGACUAGAUGCGACGUCAAUGCGCUCGAUAAAACAGUAUACGGACAAUUUCAAAUCCGAGCCGGAUGGAAACCUUGACUUCCUGAUCAUGACCCAGGGCGUUAUGACAGUUGCUGGAAGGACAGAGACACCAGACGGGAUCGAUCGCAAGAUGGCGCUGCACUACUACGGCAAACAACUCCUGAUCCGUGAACUCAUUCCGGCGUUGAAGGAAGAUGCAAAAGUCAUCAUAGUAUUUGAUGGUAUCUAUGGUAACCCGGCCAAACUUGACUGGGAGGAUCUAGACCUGAAAAAGAACUUCAGUCUCGGCAAGUCAGCAAACCAUUGUAUGGUCAUGAAUGAUGCCAUGGUCCAAUUUUAUGCUGCUGAACAGCAGCGGAAAGGGACCGGCGCCCGGCAUUUUGUGCAUGCUUGGCCAGGCGCUGUCAACUCGAGUCUUUUCAGAGAAUUGCCUUGGUAUCUACAGCCCGUGCUGCGAGUUGCAGGCGGCCUCAUUGGUAUCUCAGUAGAUACCUGUGCAGAACAAUUGCUAGGCGGUGUUUCAAAGUGCACAGCAGCAGGUCAAGUUGAGGAGAGGUUUUGGAGCAACAUCGAUAAUAAAGGGCGGCUGGUCGCAAAGAAGACCAUUUGGACAGAGGAACAGAUGAAGAAAAUCGCAGACCACACGUGGGGUCUUGUCGAUAGGGCAAUUGAAAGUAGCCCUGAAUGA